Paramecium tetraurelia is the source of this 732-nucleotide messenger RNA. RefSeq lists its product as uncharacterized. The transcript is spliced from 5 exons. The record is from RefSeq and is a predicted model, not a curated record. Gene Ontology annotation, cellular component: cytosol. NCBI's taxonomy places the organism in Eukaryota, Ciliophora, Oligohymenophorea, Peniculida, Parameciidae.
AUGCACACUAUAUGCUCUGAGAACAGUACCACAAACUCAGAUUCUGUAGAUCUAAGUGAGAAACUCACAAAGUGUUAAGAAGCAAUAUUGAAGAAGGAAAAUUUAACGAAUGCGAUGGUUCUAGAAGACGGUUUGGUUUAUAUUGGCGAGAUGGAAAAUAAUGAGCCACAUGGGUUUGGUAUUCUGAUCUACCCAAAUGGAUCAGUUUUGGAAGGUAAUUGGAUUAAUGGAAAAGCAAAUGGAAUGUGCAAGCUACAGUAUAGUCAGGAUGAAUAUUACUCUGGAAAUAUUCUAAAUAACAGAUUUCAGGGAUAUGGUGAAUAUGUUAAUCAUAAGUCUUCAGUUUAUAAGGGAGAAUGGGAAAAUAACGAGAAGCAUGGUUACGGAGAGGAAUAUUUCAAGAAUGGCUCCAUUUAUUGUGGGAAUUUUAAUACAGGGAUGAGAGAUGGAGAAGGAGUGUACUUGUCAAGUAAUGGAUCGAAAUAUGAAGGAUAAUUCAAAUAUAAUAAGAUGGAUGGAGAUGGGAAGAUGUUUUGGGGAGACGGUAGCACUUACAAGGGUUAAUUCCAAAAUAAUGAUAUAAAUGGAUAUGGAGUGUACACAUACCCAGAUGGAAGUUAUUAUGAGGGAUAUUUCAUAAAUGGGAAAAGAAAUGGUAUUGGUACUUUAAUCAGAUAUGAUGGAUACGAAGUUAAUGGAGAAUGGGAGGACGAUAAAUUAUAUAAAAAUUGA